Molecule: messenger RNA, 915 nt
Organism: Babesia sp. Xinjiang
Lineage: Eukaryota; Apicomplexa; Aconoidasida; Piroplasmida; Babesiidae
Gene: mgrn1
Product: putative E3 ubiquitin-protein ligase MGRN1
Exons: 4
Coding region: 1-915 (304 amino acids)
Biological process (GO): protein ubiquitination
Molecular function (GO): ubiquitin protein ligase activity
Source: RefSeq, a predicted model, not a curated record
AUGGGGAACCAUUUUAGCUCCUGGCGUCCAUGUCAUUCAUCCGGUGGAGCUGGGAACAGUGAGACACAUUGCCCUGAUCCAGCGCCGCAUCAGGCUAUCGUCUUGGAUACAACCUCAAGCAAUUUGUAUUCGAUGAGCAUAGGAUUUGAUGAAGAGCCAGAGAGUAACGCCAGUCGAGCUAUAUCAAUAGGCCGGAGUUCUUUGCCCGGUGUCCGUGCUAUGGGCGCGGCUAUAGCGGUGCCUAAGUCUGGUAUAGUUUUGGAGUUGAUUAGCAAUUCUCAGUUUGUUUUAAGGUUCGGGUAUACGUCUCGGGUACCCGUUACGGUUACCUUUUUGUUCCGCCAGCUUCACCAAGGUCUGAAUAAUGGUAUUCCGAUCUUUUCAUCACCUGAACUGAAGCUUGGUCCUUUCGAGUUGCCUGUGGGUGAUAAGUUGACCUAUCGUCUGGACCCUGCUGAGGUAUCUCGUCAUAAAAAGCUUACUCUUUCGUAUUGCUCUUUUCAGCGAACGCACAAAUUUGUCCCUAUUCUUUUAUUGUUUGAAUCGAAGAAUGCCGACUAUGUCCUUUAUAUUAUGGGCGGUUUGACUAAUACUGAAGUGCACAAUGAGUGGAGCUUCGUGGUGACUAAACAGCGUGUUCGCCAGGGCAAGAUUGGUUACGAGCUACAAGAGGUGUAUGGUCUAAACGCCUCAGCUUUAUCUCGUCCCGGAGAUAGUACUGAUGAUAGCGACAAUCAGCAGUGUCGUUGUGUCGUUUGUUUGACUAAUAUGAAGGACACUAUAAUCAUGCCUUGUCGGCAUAUGUGCCUCUGUCAUGAGUGUGCUUCUGCUAUGGCGCACAACCAUCAGUUUUGUCCCAUAUGCCGUCGUCAAAUAUCGCACAUAUGCCAGAUUUCGCAGGCCGGUGGUCCUUGA